Fusarium oxysporum Fo47 is the source of this 3792-nucleotide messenger RNA. RefSeq lists its product as uncharacterized. Gene Ontology annotation, cellular component: kinetochore; cytoplasmic microtubule; microtubule associated complex. The record is from RefSeq and is a predicted model, not a curated record. The coding region runs from base 1 to 3792 and encodes 1263 amino acids. Gene Ontology annotation, biological process: vesicle transport along microtubule; microtubule organizing center organization; establishment of mitotic spindle orientation. The transcript is spliced from 4 exons. NCBI's taxonomy places the organism in Eukaryota, Fungi, Ascomycota, Sordariomycetes, Hypocreales, Nectriaceae. Gene Ontology annotation, molecular function: microtubule plus-end binding; dynein complex binding.
AUGGCGCCUAGCUUGUUUAAGAAAGCCAAAUUCAAGGCCAGAAGGCUAUUGCAGCCCGCUCACCAAGAAUCCGCCUCGGCUCCUUCACCACCAACACCUUCGCCGACACCGCCUCAGCGUGCAUCCGAACCAGCAACUCAACCAACAUCUCAGCCAACGCCUUCUCCACCUACCUCGACAGAUACCGAAGCCUUGCCGCUGCCGAAUCUACAAGAGCGACUGUGGAACCAGGCCUACGACGAGCUCAACGCGAGCGAGCCCAAGCUGGUCGAAGCGUACGAGAAAAUCCUAUCAGUUGGACUCCAUGGAAACGACCCGAGCUCUGUUAAUUGCGAAUCAACGGAAAACGAGAUAGGGGUGGCUCGCGAGACACGACGCCACCAAAUGCGGCAGUUGGUCCAGGGUGGACUAGACCGGACGCAGAAAGCAGCGUCUAUUAAGCGAGGAAUCGAUGAAGGCUUACAAGCAGUGCAAGCGGUGAGGGGAAUAGUGGACAAGGCGGUACAGGCCGCUCCGGAAGCCGCCAUAGCCUGGGUCGGUGUCUGCCUUGGACUAGAGAUCCUUUCGAACCCCGUCACUGAGGCACGCUACAAUCGCCAAGGCAUCGCCUACGUCCUGUCGAGAAUGGAGUGGUACUGGAACUUGGUGUCCCUGCUUCUCGAUGAAAAUAAGGCAGAGAAGUCCUCCGCGGGACUGCGUGCCCAACUGGAGAAGCACGUUGUGCAGCUAUACGAGAAACUUCUCUCGUAUCAGGUGAAGAGCGUCUGCCUUUACCACCGCAAUUGGGCUGCUGUGGUCUUGAGGGAUGUGUUCCGACUGGAUGACUGGGCUGGCCAGCUCGACGAGAUCAAAGAUGCCGAGGCUGCUGUUCGAACAGACUCGGAUCAAUACAACACUGAACAGAGCAAGAUUUAUCUCCGGAAACUCACCGACACCGCAAGCGCUCUGGAGAUGAAUCUCCAGGGCAUCCAUUCGGCCAUCAAGGAUCAAACACGACAGCAAGAGAAGAGAUACCAAGACGCCAAGUACGAGAAAUGCAAGACCAUGCUCCUGUGCGGCAUCAUCGACGAGCUAGAGAAGGAACCUAACAGUCUCCUUUCCUAUUUCUUCUGCCAGGCCACUGAGGCCCAACUAAGCAAUGCGGCGUCUGUGCUGCGUGGCCUCAUCUACCUCCUCAUCAUCCAGCAACCAUCGCUCAUCUCGUACGUCCGGUCCAAGCACGAUGUUACGGGCGAGAAACUCUUCCAAGGCAUUAAUGUCUGGGUGUCUCUGGUCGAGAUACUCACAGACAUGCUGAAGGACCCCACUUUGAAAGAUGCAGUCUUGGUCGUCGAUGCCCUUGACGAGUGCAUUACAGAUCGACCUCAGCUUCUUGAUUUCAUCAUUCAAUCGUCAUCCACUCCUUCAUCCCGCGUCAAGUGGAUCAUAUCCAGUCGCAACUGGCCAGACAUUGAGGAUAAACUUGACAGUGCGAAGCAGAAGGUCAGGUUGCCCCUCGAGUUGAACAAGGACUCAAUCUCCAAGGCUGUUGAUAUGUACAUUGGAUACAAGGUGGAUCAACUGGCACGUGACAAGAAAUACGAUAAGGAAACAAGACACGCCAUCGAGAAUCACUUAACUUCCAAUGCCGACGGCACUUUCCUCUGGGUAGCUUUAGUUUGUCAGAAGCUUGCCCUUCCUAAGGCCCGAGCAAGGAACGCUUGGGCUACGGUGAAGGAGUUUCCUCCAGGGCUGAAUCCUCUCUACAUGCGAAUGAUGGAAUAUAUUCAUGACUUGGAAGGAAACGACUCCGACCGCUGUAAGAAGAUCUUAGCUACUGCCUCCCUCGUCUACCGUCCUGUUGACUUGGAGGAAUUGAGGGUUCUUGAUAAGUCGGUCGAGGACCUAAGCGACAAUGACUUGGAAGAAAUCAUCGCGCUCUGCGGAUCUUUCUUGACUCUUAGACAAGGUAUCAUAUAUUUUGUGCAUCAAUCGGCUAAAGAUUUCCUGCUCAAGAAUGCGUCCGAACAAAUCCUACCUUCUGGCAUUGCGCACCAGCACCAUGCUAUCUUCUCGAGGUCACUGGAAGCUCUGUCAAAGACCCUUCGACGAGAUAUUUACAGCGUAAGCGCCCCAGGGUUUCACAUCGAUCAGAUUUCGCCACCCGACCCUGACCCGUUGGCUUCGGUUCGAUAUCCUUGUGUCUACUGGGUUGACCAUCUUAAUGACUCAGGAUCCAAGGCGAAGAUGAGCGACAGCGCCCUACAAGACGGCGGCGUCGUCCAUGACUUCAUUAAAAAGAAGUACCUGCAUUGGCUAGAGUCUCUUAGUCUCUUACGCAGUAUGUCAGAGGGAGUUUUGGCAGUUCUGAAGCUCGAGGUUUUAGUAAGACACACGAAAGCACAGCCAUUGACCGAACUACUCCGAGAUGCGCGCCGCUUUAUUCUUUUUCACAAGAGGGCUAUGGAAAUUGCUCCAUUGCAGGUCUAUGCAUCAGCACUCAUGUUUAGCCCCACCCGCAGCCUAAUCCGAGAGCUCUUCAAAAAAGAAGAGCCGAACUGGAUCACACUAAAGCCGAGCGUGGGAUCAGACUGGAAUGCAUGCCUGCAGACGCUCGAGGGUCAUGGCAGUUUGGUCAACUCGGUGGCCUUCUCGGCGGAUGGCCAGCGGCUCGCCUCGGGCUCGCUCGAUAAGACGGUCAAGAUCUGGGAUGCGACAACGGGUGCGUGCGUGCAGACGCUCAAGGGCCAUGAGCGUUGGGUGAACUCGGUGGCCUUCUCGGCGGAUGGCCAGCGGCUCGCCUCGGGCUCGCUCGAUAAGACAGUCAAGAUCUGGGAUGCGACAACGGGUGCGUGCGUGCAGACGCUCAAAGGCCAUGACGAUUCGGUGAACUCGGUGGCCUUCUCGGCGGAUGGCCAGUGGCUCGCCUCGGGCUCGCGCGAUAAGACGGCCAAGGUCUGGGAUGCGACAACGGGCGCGUGUGUGCAGACGCUCAAGGACCAUCAUAGUUCGGUGAGCUCGGUGGCCUUCUCGGCGGAUGGCCAGCGGCUCGCCUCGGGCUCGGACGAUAAGACGGUCAAGAUCUGGGAUGCGACAACGGGUGUGUGCGUGCAGACGCUCAAAGGCCAUGACGAUUCGGUGAAGUCGGUGGCCUUCUCGGCGGAUGGCCAGUGGCUCGCCUCGGGCUCGCGCGAUAAGACGGCCAAGGUCUGGGAUGCGACAACGGGCGCGUGUGUGCAGACGCUCAAGGACCAUCAUAGUUCGGUGAGCUCGGUGGCCUUCUCGGCGGAUGGCCAGCGGCUCGCCUCGGGCUCGGACGAUAAGACGGUCAAGAUCUGGGAUGCGACAACGGGUGUGUGCGUGCAGACGCUCAAAGGCCAUGACGAUUCGGUGAAGUCGGUGGCCUUCUCGGCGGAUGGCCAGUGGCUCGCCUCGGGCUCGCGCGAUAAGACGGUCAAGGUCUGGGAUGCGACAACGGGCGCGUGCGUGCAGACGCUCGUGAUUGACCAGGUGAUUACCCACCUUUCAUUCGAUCCGAUGACAAAGUCUCUCCUCUUUACCGACAUUGGACCUCUGAACCUGGAUCUCCCGGCUCUACCGCCUUGCAUCGACAAUCAGUCGACUGACCUAACCUUAUGGGGUGUUCGCCACUCUGGUUGGGGUAUAAGCACCGACGGUGUAUGGAUUGUAAAAGAUGGAAAGGCGAUGCUUUGGCUACCUCCGGAGUAUCGAAUGAUGAAAUCGGCUGUGGUGGGAUCAACGGUCGCUAUCGGCUGUCGUUCAGGUCGUGUACUGGUGAUGAAAUUCACUUAG